AUGGCGGCGUACAACAAGAUCAACGGACUUCACAUCACAGAAGACAAGAGAAUCUUACAUGACAUCUUGAGAAAAGAAUGGGGCUUUCGUGGCCUGGUCAUGAGCGAUUGGCACGGCUUGUAUGCAACUACAGCUCCUAUCCAAGCAGGCCUGGAUCUCGAGAUGCCCGGACCUAGCCAAUGGAGGGGAAAGAACCUGCUACACUCACUGUUGGCUAAUCGUCUAAGCGCUCAUGAUCUCGAUAAUUGCGUGCGACGCAUUCUCAACAUGAUCAAAGAAGCCGCUAGCUCCAACAUACCGGAACAGGCACCGGAGAAGCCUUUGAAUCGUGAGAAAGAUCGCAAACUACUUCGUCGGGCCGCAACUGAGUCGAUAGUACUCAUGAAAAAUGACGAAAGCAUACUUCCCCUGAAUCCCGACAAGGCGAUUGCUGUGAUAGGCCCGAAUGCUGCCAUUGCAGCAUACCGAGGUGGGCGUAUCGCUCAUCUUCGACCUUACUACGCGGUGACCCCUCUGCAGGCUAUUAGUGAGAGAAGCAAUGGAAGCGUUCAGUUUUCCCGAGGAAUUUACAAUCAUAAAGAAAGGCCUCUUCUGGGCCACCAACUCCUGACAAGUCACGGCAAGCCUGGAUUCGACAUGUACAUCUACAACGAGCCGCCGACCGUUGCAGACCGCACUCCAGUCGAUCAUUAUGAGUUCCUUAACUCUUGCGGUUACUUCUUCAACUAUGAAAACAUGAAUCGUAUUGAUGGCGAAAACUGGCACGUGGAUAUUUCGGGUCGCCUUGUAGCGACUGACACGGGACCCUACGACUUUGGCGUUAGCGUACAAGGCACCGCAAACUUGUAUCUAGACGGAAAGCUCGUGGUAGACAACACAAAAGACCAGCAAUUCGGCGAAGGCUUCUUCCGAGCGGGCACGGUGGAGAAGAUAGGCACUGUUCACCUGACCAAAGGAGAGUCAUAUCACGUGCUAGUCCACUGGGCCGGAGCACACACUUCGGAACUCAUCAAGAACUCUCCAUUGACAUUUCAUCCCGGCGGUUUACGUCUUGGCGGAUGUUAUCAAAUGGACGUUGCUGCCUCCAUUCGCGCAGCUGCUGAGCUAGCGUCACAGGUCGAUCAAGUCGUUAUUCUUGCAGGUCUAAUGGGGGACUGGGAGAAUGAGGGCGCAGAUAGACCUGACAUCGAACUUCCACAGCACACCGACGAUCUCAUCACUAGUGUGCUCGAUGCGAACCCUAAUGCAGUCGUCUGCAUUAGUUCAGGAAGCCCUGUGACGAUGCCAUGGGCUAGUCGCACUAAGGCUCUACUGCAUGUAUGGUAUGGAGGCAACGAGACGGGAACAGCGAUCAGUGAUGUUUUGUACGGCGAUGCUAAUCCAUCAGGAAAACUACCACUAUCUUUUCCUGUCUGUUUGCGCGAUAAUCCGACGUAUCUGUGCAGCCAAGCGGAGAGAAAACGUAUACUAUAUGCGGAGGACGUUUACGUAGGCUAUCGAUACUACGACACCCUGGAAAAACCCGUACUCUUUCCAUUCGGUCAUGGGUUAUCCUACACCGAGUUCCGCCUCUCGAAACUUCGACUUGAAGUACAUGGCUCACAGGAGAAAGCAAUAAUCACAGCGCGAGUCCAGAUUGAAAACGUUGGCAACUUUGACGGCGCAGAAGUGGUGCAAGUAUAUGUCGAGCCGCAGAAAUCCAGUGUUGGCCGCCCGGUGAAAGAGCUGAAAGGGUUCGAAAAAACACACGUUCUCAAGCUUUCCUCCACUACCACCCUUGCAAUAAACAUGGAGUUGAAAUAUGCGUUGGGAUUCUGGGACGAAGCAGAAGGUCGCUGGGUAUGUGAGAAAGGAAACUACAAUGUUCUCGUGGGAACAAGCAGCAGAGGAACGUUUCUACGAGAAGUGUAUUCCCUCGAAGAAACGUUUUGGUGGCAAGGUUUGUAG
Messenger RNA from Alternaria arborescens, 1947 nucleotides. Its product is annotated as putative beta-glucosidase I. Lineage: Eukaryota; Fungi; Ascomycota; Dothideomycetes; Pleosporales; Pleosporaceae. Gene Ontology annotation, biological process: glucan catabolic process. Bases 1 to 1947 code for a protein of 648 amino acids. The record is from RefSeq and is a predicted model, not a curated record. The transcript has 2 exons. Gene Ontology annotation, molecular function: beta-glucosidase activity.